AUGAGAAGCCCUCCAAGCCGGCUCUUUGCCCGGCGUGCCUGGACCUGUCUCCAGUGCAGGGCCUCGUCCACCUCCGCGGGCGCGCAACUCCGCAAAUCGAAGACCAACUUGCCCGACGCGCCUGCGCGCACACGUUUUGCGCCUUCGCCGACCGGAUACCUUCAUUUGGGCUCUCUACGAACAGCUCUUUUCAACUACCUCCUUGCGAAACGGACCGGUGGUCAAUUCCUGCUGCGCAUCGAGGAUACCGACCAGAAACGGACGAUUCCUGAUGCCGAACAACGACUGUACGAUGAUUUAAAUUGGGCGGGACUACACUGGGAUGAAGGCCCUGUUGUUGGUGGCCCAUACGGCCCAUAUAGACAGUCUGAGCGAACGGCUUUGUACCGAUCCCUUGCCGACGACUUGAUCUCCAAUGGCCACGCCUACCGAUGUUUCUGUUCUUCCGAGCGCCUUGAUUCGUUCGCACGCCACCGAAGUCAAGCGGGGCUGGCACCUGGAUAUGACAGGAAGUGUGGACACAUCUCCUCUGAGGAGUCCGCGGAUCGAGCAUCCAAGGGCGAGGCCCACGUGGUCCGGCUGAAGGUGGAGGGAUACCCCAUGUUCAACGACCUGGUCUAUGGGAAGACGGGACAAAAUCGGCCCAACAGCAGCAAGCUGGAUUUGAUUGAUCGAGUCUACGAUGAUCCGAUUUUGCUGAAGUCGGAUGGACACCCAACAUAUCAUCUGGCGAAUGUGGUGGAUGACCAUUGCAUGAAGAUCACACAUGUCAUUCGAGGAACGGAAUGGAUGCCAUCAACGCCAAUGCAUGUUGCUCUCUACAACGCUUUCAAGUGGGAACCGCCACGAUUCGGUCAUGUCCCUCUGCUGGUCGACAAGUCGGGACAGAAAUUGAGCAAGCGGAAUGCAGAUAUUGAUCUGUCCUCGUUCAAAGACCAACAAGGAAUUUUCCCAGCUACACUUGUCAAUUUUGCUGCGCUCUUGGGAUGGUCGCAUUCCCAGAAGUCUGAUAUAUUCGACCUUGAGGAGUUGGAGCAACUCUUCAACCUCAAGUUCACCCGUGGAAACACCGUUGUCGCAUUUGAGAAGCUCUGGUUCCUUCAAAAAGCACAUGCGCAGCGCUUCGCGGCCAAUGGUGGUCCCGAAUUCGAUGAGAUGGUCAAUAGAGUAUGCAAGACUGUGGAGGAAAAUCAUCUGAACGCGAACCUUGAACGGAUUCUCAAGGGUCGUACGCUCUCCGAAUAUAUCUCUCCCCUCAUCCGCGCGGACGCCAAAUCCUACACGACAGCAAAUGAGUUUGCGGAACGUAACUCAACCUUCUUCGCCACUAAGCUCGAUCGGCCUACUUAUACCCCGGUCUCAUCUUCUUCGACAUCAAACCCCACCGUGCCCAUGCUAGCCCUCCACACUGCAGCAGCAGCUCUAUCCCUCGUCCCAUCAGCUCACUGGAACGUCGAGACGCACCGCUUCAACAUUACAUCUUAUGACGGCUCUGAUUCCGUUGAAAUCGCGUCCGAAGUUGACCGAUCGUCCGUGGCAACCGACAAGGUCUUCAAAAAGGAACUGUACCAUUAUCUUCGCUGGGCCUUGUCUGCUUCAGCACCAGGACCUGGUAUACCCGAGACUAUGACGAUCCUUGGAAGAGAUGAAACGGUCCGCAGACUGCAGGAUGCGAAGACGUUAACGCAGUCUUUGGUGCCGCAGAUCGGCCGACGGGUCCCAAAGUCAUCUGGGGAGAAGAAACUGGCCGAAGAUCGGAGCUGGAUGGGCUCUCUUGCCCCCGAUCAGUAA
Messenger RNA from Penicillium cinerascens, 1791 nucleotides. Its product is annotated as glutamate--tRNA ligase MSE1. Bases 1 to 1791 code for a protein of 596 amino acids. Gene Ontology annotation, biological process: glutamyl-tRNA aminoacylation. The record is from RefSeq and is a predicted model, not a curated record. The transcript has 7 exons. NCBI's taxonomy places the organism in Eukaryota, Fungi, Ascomycota, Eurotiomycetes, Eurotiales, Aspergillaceae. Gene Ontology annotation, molecular function: tRNA binding; ATP binding; zinc ion binding.